This is a messenger RNA of Elgaria multicarinata webbii, 4393 nucleotides long. Its product is annotated as cytochrome P450 4A4-like. The record is from RefSeq and is a predicted model, not a curated record. Lineage: Eukaryota; Metazoa; Chordata; Lepidosauria; Squamata; Anguidae. The transcript is spliced from 12 exons. The coding region runs from base 118 to 1653 and encodes 511 amino acids. Gene Ontology annotation, molecular function: heme binding; oxidoreductase activity, acting on paired donors, with incorporation or reduction of molecular oxygen; iron ion binding.
GAAGGAGGUGUGAGAGGCAUGCCGCUGGGUAUUGAUUGCUGAAACUCUAACCACACCAGACACCCCACAAAAACCCCACACAAACACUCUUGGGAAGGGCUCAGAACCUGCAGCACCAUGCCUUCCAUGCAGGAGAGAAUAGUGACUACUUUCCCAGAUCUUUUACACCUGUUUAUUGGAUUCAUCUUCGCGUGUGGGCUACUGAAAGCCAUUCAGUUGUACUGGAAGAAGAAGAAGCUCCACAAGAUCUUCAAGAGUUUCCCAGGCCCUCCAGGUCACUGGCUUCAUGGAAACAACAGAGAGGCCAGUCGAGGACAAGAAUUAGGCAAGGUCUUGGAAUGGGCAGAAAAAUACCCCUAUGCCUACCCUAGAUGGUUGGGUGGCUUUAUGGUUUCUUUACUAGUCACCCAUCCAGACUACGCCAAAGCUGUGUUUGGUCGUGGAGACCCCAAGUCUAUGUCCACCUAUAGUUUCUUGGUCCCCUGGAUUGGAAAAGGGCUUUUGGUCCUACAUGGACCAAAGUGGUUUCAGCACCGCCGACUGUUAACCCCAGGAUUCCACUAUGACAUUUUGAAACCUUAUAUAGCACUGAUUGCAGAUUCAACCAAAGUGAUGCUGGAUAAAUGGGAGAAGCUGAUUGGUGAGGAUGCUGUAAAGUCUCUGGAGAUGUUUGAACAUAUCAGCUUGAUGACUCUGGACAGCAUCAUGAAAUGUGCAUUCAGUUCCCAGAGCAGCACCCAGUCUAACAGAGAUUUAGAUUCUUACAUCAAAGCUGUUUAUGACCUGACCUAUCUGACAUCUUGGAGAGUCCGUAACGUCUUCUAUCAGAAUGAUCUAAUUUUUCGAUGCAGUUCAGUUGGGCGUCGUUUCCUGGAAGCCUGCAGAUUGGCCCACCAACAUACAGAAAAAGUAAUAGAAGAAAGAAAGAAAUCAUUCAAGGGGGAAGCAGAACUUGAAAAAAUUAGAAAGAAACGGUACUUGGAUUUUCUGGAUAUUCUUCUUUGUGCCAAGGAUGAAAAUGGAGUUGGGUUAUCUGAUGAAGAUCUGCGUGCAGAGGUGGACACAUUCAUGUUUGAAGGCCAUGACACCACAGCCAGUGGGCUCUCCUGGACCCUAUAUGCAAUGGCUCAGAAUCCAGAGCACCAGCAGCGAUGCAGGGAGGAGAUAAUGCACACCCUGGGGGAUCGAGACACAGUGCAGUGGGAUGACCUGGGAAAGAUUCCUUACACCACUAUGUGUAUUAAGGAGAGUCUACGUCUUCACCCUCCAGUUCCUGCAGUUUCCCGGCAGCUUAGCAAAUCCAUAACCUUUUGUGAUGGACGCACCUUGCCUGAAGGUACUCUGGUAACAAUUCACAUUUAUUGUAUCCACCGAAACCCAAGCGUGUGGCAAGACCCAGAGGUAUUUGAUCCCACAAGGUUCUCAUCAGAGAAGUCCUCCCAGAGGCAUUCUCAUGCCUUCGUGCCUUUUGCAGCUGGGCCAAGGAAUUGCAUUGGACAGCAAUUUGCCAUGAAUGAGAUGAAAGUGGCUCUUGCCCAAAUCCUGCUCCGGUUUGAAAUCUUGCCAGAUCCAGCAAAGCUUCCUAUUCCAGUGUCCCAGGUCGUCCUGAAGUCCGCGAAUGGAAUACAUCUGUUGCUAAAGAAACUCAACUGAAUUAGAGUGCAAUCCCAUAGACAGAAGAACCCUCCUUCGAUCCUAUGCUCUGUCCGCCAGAGGCAGGCAGGGCGGGAGGAAUGGCAGAGGCUUUUCUAACCUCCCAUUCCUCCAUUUUGUUGAUUAGAGCUGGAUCCAUCCAUCUCACAUGCUCACCCAGGGAACAGGGGAUGAUGGGGUUUGUGGAUGUGAUGUUUGUACAUCCUCUCUCUUCCCUCCCUUCCCCAUCCACUGGCAUUCCCCCUUUAACCCCCUCUGGCCUCCUCUGAGGACAUUGUUGCAUCCUUGGAAGAAAAGCUGCCCAAAGUAGUUUUCAACAGUGGGGUGCGAGGGGUAUGGUGAUAAAAUCCCUACAUGGAUUUCCCCUCCUCUGGCAUGUCUAUGGCCUUGAGAGAGGAAAUCCACUAUGGUCCCUGGGACGUUCUCCCAAGGACCAGAGGAUUGCUCUGAUAGCAUUGUUUGUUCUUAGAUUGAAAUGCUUUCUGUAAAACACCAAGCUCCAGGGGAUUCUUUGAACCUGAGGGUUCGCCCUGCACCCCCUCCUUUGGCUAUGAAAGCUCCACUUCUCUGAGAAGCAGAUGUGUCAGGCACCAGCCUUGCUGUAGGGCCACUUAAGCUCACAGCUGGCUCCAGACGCUUGGUGGAGCAACAUUCCAAGCCCACUUCUUGCUAGUUUGCCACCAGGCAUCCAGCUUUCUUGUGUAAUCUUCAGCUUCACAGUGAGCUGUUUUGGGAUGGGCGAACUUACUCGGGCCCAUCUCAUGCAAUGCUCACCAGACCCCACAUGAGCUGCUGGAUGGUUUGUGCAUGCCCAGUGAGCAGUGUGUGGCUUCCUGGUGCUCUGCCAGCUGCUACUUUCCACAAAAUGGUGGCUGAGUGAUUUAUGUGAAUCACUGUUUUGUGCAAAUGGCAGUCAUAAAUAGGGCCAUUGAUGCAAACAGGCGUAAAUGGUCUAAUUAGAUAUUUACACCUGUAAUUUUGUGUAAAUGGCUCUAUUACAGCCAUCAUUUCACACAAAAUGGUGACCUUUUGAGCAAAAUUGCUCUGACGGAGUGGUGGGGAUCCCCAUGCUUGCCUGACUGAGUCAGAUAAGCAUGAGGGUCCAUGGACUGUAAUCUAGGGGGUCGAGCUGGUGAGAACCCACCCAUGUCCACCCCCAAACCAGUCUCCUUUGCUGUCCCUAGAGUUGUCUGUGGUCUUGACCUUUGAUGGCCAUGCCUGGAGUCUUGAUGUUUUUUGCCAGUGAAUGCUUUGCUCUUGGUAUGCUCCUGGGUUUCAACCCAGGGCAGCAUAUAAUCAUAAAGCGGGAGGAAAACUUAGAGGUCAUGUAGCCCAACCUUUUGUUCAUGCAGGAACUCCACUACUACAGUAUCCCUGAUUAGUGCCAUCCAGCCUCUGCUGAAAAAGUCUAUUGAAGGAAAGAGAAAACUAUUCCUUCCUCCCCCCCACCACAAGUUCUAUAAUUCCACAUCUAAUAUUCAUUAAAAUUAAGAGAAGGGUGCUCUCUGCAUGGGAUACAACUUUUCAGUAUUUCAAGAAAUAAAUAAAAUGUAACCAGUGUACCUUAAAGCCUUUCAACUUACACAGGCCAUGAUAUCCCCCCACCCACCCCACCCACCCCAGAUAUCUAUCCUAAACCUGUUGACUGUACAAUCUUAUUGAAAGCUUUUCUGAGUCAAUAGAAUCACCCAGGAACAUGUGUGUGUCUGCAUUCUAGACCCCUUUUUCUGAAACGAAGCCCUAUUGAACCCAGUAGGUCUUACUUCUGAGUAAAAGUACAUAGGAUUGCACUGAAAUCAUGUAAUAUUGUAAAGGAAAACAACUAGACUGUGAUGGAUUAUGUAGUUAGGCUGAUAUCAGGGAAUACAAAAAUCUGAAUGCCAAAGAGCCUUGGAGGCCCAAGUAGUUCAGAAGGGUAAUCCUAUUUAGCACGGAUAUGAGGACAAUGGACAUCUGGAAUAAAGGGACAUCUGCCCCUUAUGCUUGGAACGCUCUUCCAGAACAUUUGCGAACUACAAGUUCAAUCACAGUUUUUAAAGCUCAGCUAAAAACUUUUCUUUUUUCUAAAGCUUUUAGGACUUGAUUUUGAUCUUACUUUUAUACUCUUAGUUUUACUCUAUCCUGUGCCUGUUUGCUGCAUUCUCUUCCCCUUCUUAUUGCUUUAUUAUGAUUCUAUUAGAAUGUAAGCCUAUGCGGCAGGGUUUUGCUAUUUACUGCUUUACUCUGUACAGCACCAUGUACACUGAUGGUGCUAUAUAAAUAAAUAAAUAAAUAAAUAAAUAAAUAAAUAAUAAUGUUCACCACCUCCUGAGGCAUGAUUGUUCCACUGUUAAACAGCUUGUACAAUCAGGAACUUCUUCCUGUUAAGUCUAAACCCUUAUCUUGUAAUUUGAACCCACUGAUUUGGGUCCUACCGUCUGGAACAACAAUAACAACAAUAAUCCAAGACAUUUGCUUCAUCAUCUAGUGACAGCCCAAUCAUAUCACCUCUUAAUUAUUUCUUUUCCAGUCUAAUGAUACUCACUCUUGCCUUCCAUUGACAGAAGAGCUCUGCUCAUGGAAAGUGUGUCUGCCUGACUUUUGCAGAUCCCCCAUUCCCCACACCCUUUCAGCAAGGACCUCCAACCCUCUUCAUCGCAUUUUGGGGGUGGGGAAUGCUGUCAGGAGGGUGGGGGGAGCCUGCUUCUGCCAGCCCAGUUGCACACAUUGAAACCUGGAUCCCUUUCAAGCAAUAAAUAAA